AUUUUUGAUUGAAAUUUAAAUUCCCCUCCCUCGCGAUGAGCAAUCGAUAAUACAGUUUACAGUUUAACCUAUACCAAAAUGGCCGGAAGAUGAUGAGGUUGGUAUAAUCGAGGUGCGGAUUUAUACUUAUUUACCCUUGGAGAAUAAAAUUCGAUAAUAAAAAAAUGGCAAUGAUUACUAAACCCAUGCUGGCUAUUGCCGCCGGCGUAUGUGGCACAAUUUUUGUCGGAUAUUGCAUUUAUUUCGAUCACAAAAGGCACCAGGAUCCUGACUUUAAAAAGAAACUGCGUGAACGACGGCGAGCUAAUAAGGAAAUGGCGUCGAGUCGGAAACAGGCGACCUCCACGUUUCCAGACAUGAAAGAUCACGAGGCCGUACAAAGAUUCUUCCUGCAGGAGGUGCAGCUUGGCGAAGAGCUGUUAGCGCAGGGCGACGUCACUAACGCCAUCGAUCAUUUAGCUAAUGCAGUUGCGGUGUGCGGACAGCCGAACGAGUUACUGCAGGUCCUGCAGCAGACUUUACCUCCGCAAGUUUUUCAUUUAUUAGUUCAGCGUUUACCGGCAAUCGCGCCUCGCGUGCUCAGGCAAGAGCGGCAGUUGCAGGAGGAGGACGUUGAAUAACAAUUGCGCAUGUUUAGUGAGACUGUAGAUCGUUCUAAUAAUGUACAUUUUCUCUAUUAAAAUAUUUUAUUCUUUAGCAAUA
Molecule: messenger RNA, 702 nt
Organism: Photinus pyralis (common eastern firefly)
Lineage: Eukaryota; Metazoa; Arthropoda; Insecta; Coleoptera; Lampyridae
Product: mitochondrial import receptor subunit TOM20 homolog
Exons: 2
Coding region: 165-620 (151 amino acids)
Biological process (GO): protein targeting; tRNA import into mitochondrion; protein import into mitochondrial matrix
Cellular component (GO): mitochondrial outer membrane translocase complex; mitochondrial outer membrane
Molecular function (GO): transmembrane protein transporter activity
Source: RefSeq, a predicted model, not a curated record